This is a messenger RNA of Xiphophorus maculatus (southern platyfish), 1962 nucleotides long. RefSeq names its product chromosome 14 C11orf68 homolog (gene c14h11orf68). Lineage: Eukaryota; Metazoa; Chordata; Actinopteri; Cyprinodontiformes; Poeciliidae. The coding region runs from base 865 to 1605 and encodes 246 amino acids. The record is from RefSeq and is a predicted model, not a curated record. The transcript is spliced from 2 exons.
UUACAACAAAGCUGCGUCAUCAAGCUUGAAGUUGGUUCUGAAUCACAUCCGCUUAAAGGGCUACGUCACAUUUUUUUGAAAAACUAGAUUUUCUUUUUACCAGUUUUGACAGUCGAAAGUUGUUUGUUACAACUUUAAUGAGGAAAGAUUCACAAAAAUACAACAUAAUUUGUGAAACUAAAAGGAGAACUGCUUCAAUGUCUUUUAUUUUCAGUAUCAUGUAGACGACAUUAUAGAAGGGUUCUAAUUAAAUCUUAAAAACUACAAUAUUUAGAUCCGUCACACCAGUUUUGCAUUUCUCUCAAUUUUUCACACUAUUUCACAGCAUACUGCUGCCACCUCUGCGUUUUGUUUGCACUAUUUUCUGUCGAUUUGCAUGCAGCACUGUUUAACUUCCUGCCUAGAGUCCUGGGUUGCACUAAACAGGACUUCUUAUGACUUUCUUCUUUUUCAUAAAGGCCACAAAUAUAGAAAAUUAUUAUUUUUCUUACAGUUCACAACGACUUGCUGAUUUUUAUGGAAGCCUUUUUCCACCACAAAAGAAAAAAAAAUAAAAGUUCUACUGGAAGUUUUAAUAUGGGUUUUUAGACAAUUACAUUUGGAGGUUACUAAGACAGAGAAGACGUGAAGGCACUGUAGAACAAUUCAGACCAAGUUUGAUUCAUCUAAAUCUUUUAAAUAUUAUAUGCGAUCAAAAACUCCAGGCCUAUUAAAACACACAAAUGUCCCUUUAUCAAAGCCUCAAAUCAGAAGCUAACUUUAACAACAUCGCUGCGCCGUGGAGCGGAAGAAGAGCCACACUGGCUAACAGCGUGAGCUACAGCAGAGUCGUUCUUCAGUCGUCAGCGCACACUUGACGGCAUCAUGGAGGAGGAAGCCCCCGCGGACGGCGAGGGGGAGACCCCCCUUUCCGCAGAGACGUACGCCGCCGAGGCCAUGGCUGCGGACAUGGACCCCUGGAUCGUUUUCGACUCCAGAAAUACCCCCAGGUCCGAGUUUGACGGCUGGCUGGAGAGCAACAGACCCUCCCAGGUGUACCGGUUUGGGGACGAGGACAACGGGGUCAGUAGCGUGGGGUGGAUAGCCGUGGUGGGUCCCAACCACUGCCCGUCUACAGGUGACGUGACUGGUCUCCAGGAGAGCUGGGACAAACUGCUAGCCAGCUCCCGGCCUGUCACCUUCCAGACUGUGAAAGAACUGGCCCUCAACCACGGCGUGCUCUCCGGAAAGUGGCUCAUGCACUUGGCCUCUGGCUUCAAGCUGGACCACGCGUGGGAGUGCGUGGCCAGAGCAGCCUUAGAGGGGAAAAUCUCCCUGGUCAAAGUGAGUCCUUACAACCCCAAGGCGGAAGGCAAGCAGGUGAUCUGCGCCUACAACCAGAACUUCACAGACGAAGGCGAAGUGGUGCGCCUGGACUCCUUCAUCCGGGCCACAGGCGUCAAAUGCCCCCUCUCCUACAAGCCAGACGUCUACACCUACCUGGGGAUCUAUCGGAACAACCGCUGGAAGCUCUGCCCCACCAUCUAUGAGAGCAAGUUUGACUUGGAGUGUGUGCCAAGGCGCUCGCACAUUAUCAACAAAGUCACAAAUCUGGAAGUAACAUAAGGAGGAUUAGUUGGGUGCCUUUUUCCCCACGGACUGAUUUUAAGACGAGGCCUUUGGGUGAACCUGUGCGGUAAUCAAAACUGAUCGAGUUUGUAUCUCAACUUCUUCAAUUUCUUUUGACUGGCACAUUUUCUAAGUUCUACCAGGGGUGAUUGCUUUGGAUAGAUUCCAUUCAGGAAUAAAGCACUUAAGGGACUGGCUGGAUUGUUUGAGCCCUCUGCAUGAUUCAGGAGGUGAUUCGAGUUAUGAACGGAACUCAUUGAUUAGAAGGAAUUGGUUAUUUUUUUGAGCUUUAAAUUGUGCUAAGUACUGCAUAUUACACUAUUUCCAAAUAAAACACACAUCUGAAUAACCUUU